GGUGCCCUAGUUAGUGCCAUUAAUCAUUACCGACUUUCAUGGCGGACUUCAAAGGAAGUACCGAAAGAAGUGUGAACUGGCUCAAAAAUUUAGUGUUGUAGUAAAAACUCUUGGCCAUGCCGCAUGUUAGUUCUAGCGGCGGAGAUGACUUAGCUUCCUCGGACGAAGUAAAAGUGUACAAAGAUGAGGGAGAAGAGGGCGAACCAUCGUCCGAAAACUUGUCCGAAGAUAAACUCGGAUUAGUCACUGAGACAGAAGAGGGCAAGAGUUCAACCAUUCCAUCAGAAAACUAUUCAAGAAACGUAAAGGAAGGGCCUCCACCAGAACACAACGGUAUAAAACACACAGGAGUGUCACUUAUUGAUCCCUAUCACCCUACACCCAUAGGUUAUGUGGUUACCCCUUAUCCCUAUCCAAAUGGUGCUACAAGUUUGGCUAGCAGUAAAAUGCCCAUGGUGCAGUCCCACCAUGCUGGUGCCCUGGGGCCUCUCAUGGUGUACAGCAAUGACCACCCAUUUUCCACCCCACCACCAGCUCACCUAGGCUACUCACCUGUCUCAAUAGACCCUAAAACAGGUUUGCCAAGGCAUCCUAUGUAUGCACUCCCCCCACCACCAGGGCAGUUCCCACUCUAUAGGCCAGAUAUAUCUCAAGUGCAAUGGAGCCCUCCAGGCUAUCCCAUCACCACAGCAGCCUUUGGUGGCCAUUACCCGCCAUCACUCAGUACUGCAGGGACUUUCUCAAGAUUUACACAUCCAGGCUUCAUGCCGCCCCACCCUGGGUUCCACCCAGGUUUAACACCUCCGCCCCUCCUUACUACGGGACCAAAACAGGAGCACCCACCACAAUCACAAUCACAAGAGAACCACAGGCACCAGAGCUUACAUGAGCAAGGCAAGAGCAGUCCAGAUGCAAACGAAGCCCAAGAAAAGAAGAAACCACAUAUCAAAAAACCUCUCAAUGCAUUUAUGCUUUUCAUGAAAGAACAGAGGGCCAAAGUAGUGGCAGAGUGCACAUUAAAAGAAUCUGCAGCAAUUAAUCAAAUUUUAGGUAGAAAGUGGCAUGCACUUGAUAGAUCUGAACAGCAAAAAUACUAUGAAAUGGCCCGCAAAGAGAAGGAGCUGCACAUGCAGCUGUACCCUGGCUGGUCAGCACGAGAUAACUACGCCUGCCACACGAAAAGGAAAAAGAGGAAACGUCAGGAAUGUCAGGGAGAAAAAGAUUGCAAUAACCCAAAGAAGUGCAGGGCGCGGUUUGGAGUGGACCAGCAGCAUCAGUGGUGCAAGCCAUGCCGCCGAAAGAAGAAGUGCAUCCGCUUCCUGAUGGGAGAUGAUGAAGAUGAAGAUGAUGAUGAUGAUGAGAAUGCUAGUGAUGCAGAGGAUCAAGCAGGAAGCGUGCCUCACGUGGACUCCACAAAUGAUCCAGAGAAUACCAACAGUCCAGAUCAGUAUGGACAUCACUCAGACAAUAACUCAGACAGUGACCAGGAGAUUUUAAAACACAACAGUGGAGACAAUGAAUGCUCUAGUACAAACACCCUAGUGUCCCACCACCAUCAUCACCAAGAUGCCCUGCCAAGUACUACAACUCCACAAGUUCCUUCCUCCUCCACUUCUUCGUCAACGAGUGAAGCCAUAGCCACAUAACACUUACAUGCGUAUUACGUACAUUUACUACAGCAUGGACAUCAUGUGAGCUGUGCUCACAGACUUGAUCAUCAUGUGGAACAUGGUGGAGUGUUGUAUUUAUCACUUUGGCCUGGAGACUGAGGUCAGUCAGAGUGAAACACAGAUGCAUCUGAAAGAAUCUCUUGUUCCGUGUACAGGUGAAUCAAUAUUAUUCCACAGAGGCCCGAAGAACCACAAGGAAAAAUGAAAAUUUGGGAUAUGUAACAUUUAUGAUGAAACGGAAUUUUCAUAUUCACUGUGGUGAAAAAUACUGUUUGUCAGGUUUACUGGAUUCCAGAAUGAAAUGCCGGAAUGAAAAAAAAGAAAACUGAUGUGUUAUCCCAUCUUGUAGGAGCACCUGUAUGUGUUGGGGGUUUUGCAGUUAGUUCCAUCUGGGAACAUAGAUUUGAACUUUUUGCAGACUAGACUGGCAAGUUGCCCUGGAAAUUGAACAGUUGCUUGGCUCAUAGUGGAACAUUUAUUUUUGCCAAUGGGUUAAACGAAUUUGAAAAAAAGUUAUCAUUCUUUUCACUAAAUUGUCAUCGAUAUAUACUUUUUUUUUCAUUUUUGGUGAAAAAGAUGGUAAAAAAAUUACUUUUUAUUUGUAACCAGUGUAAAACAUGAAUGCACCGACAGUUGUAUUUUCAAGUUGAUCUCAGGUGCCUAUGUUUAAAAGUUCUUCAGUUUGGUCCUCUGUGGUUUUGGUUCCACACCAAAGAUGUGCAACUUGUCAUGCAGAAAUUUAGAUUUAUUAUUGUUGUACAGUGUAAUAUAAAAUGUAUUCUUUUAAGAAAGAAUCUUUUCCUACUCAAUCAGUGUAAAAUUAUUUAUGCAUGUGUCAUAAAAUUUAUUGAAGCUAGAAGUAAAAGUUAAGUACCCUAGACAAAUUCUUUUAAACAGUUGUACAUUUUAAGGAGAAAUUUAUCAUUUUGUAUAAAAGCAUUGUAAAUAUCAUUAUUUGAAAGUUUGCUGUCUUCAGAGAAGUAAAAUAGCAUCAAACUUGUUCACUGUUGCUGAGAUAAUAGACAAAGCAAUUUUGUCAAUGAAUUUCAAAAUAAUUUUUGUAGUAAAGCAUGCUACCACCAACUCUUUAUCUUGUCACAUUUCUGUUUAGAAAUAUAGGUGCUAAUUAAGCAGUAUGUUUGCCUUGAAACCUGCUGUGUGCAGAUUAUGGAGAUGAAUGGUUACUUUAUGCAGAGUUCAUUGAAAUGAUAAUCAAAUUAAGAUGUUAGACAUCUUUUAUUGUUGUUUUAUUUGUUGUAUAUGGAAUGAAAUUAUACAAGUAUCUUUACAGUCUGAGAAACAAAUUGAUGAUUAAGAAGGUUUUUAGAGUUACUUUUUUAAUAAUCAGCAAUGUUUUAUAAUCAGAACUGCAUUUUAAAUGGUCAACAUUUAGAUUUUUAACUUUUCUUGGUUAACUGCUUCAUGGAACAAUGAAUGUCAGUGUUUUAGAAGAUGUAUUUUAGUAAUUAUUGGUGGCUUAAAUUAAUUUGAUACGGAUUUGAUAAAGCAUACACUUCUGUGAUGGUAUCACAGGACACUUGCACAGCUAGAUUACUAGUGCCUUUGGUAAAGCAAAUUUUCAGCUAUAAAAUGAUUUUUAGUAAAAAAAAAAAAACUAUUUUCAGCUUCUGCAUUUUUAUUGUGAAUACAAAGUAGAAGUGCCUUAGCGGCGCUUUUUUUAAUUUUUGGAAUUUUUUCUCCACCUCUUAGUUUGCAUCAAAAGGGUAAUAAUGAUAUUUUUCUGUGAUGUCUCUAGUAUGUGUAUAGCUAGAGUUAGUGCGUCGUAAACCUCGUCGAAGCAUAUCAUUAGCAGUGGUUAGAGAGAAAAAAGUCCUGUUGCCUUGGCAGAAUUUUCAAUAUUUUUAUUGCCUGUACAGACUGUCUCUGUAAUAAAACAAUCAAAGAUCUGAUUAUAUUAAGUUA
Messenger RNA from Lingula anatina, 3593 nucleotides. Its product is annotated as transcription factor 7-like 2. NCBI's taxonomy places the organism in Eukaryota, Metazoa, Brachiopoda, Lingulata, Lingulida, Lingulidae. The record is from RefSeq and is a predicted model, not a curated record. Gene Ontology annotation, cellular component: chromatin; beta-catenin-TCF complex. Gene Ontology annotation, biological process: regulation of transcription by RNA polymerase II; canonical Wnt signaling pathway. Gene Ontology annotation, molecular function: DNA-binding transcription factor activity, RNA polymerase II-specific; RNA polymerase II cis-regulatory region sequence-specific DNA binding.